AAGUUGAUACAUGACUUUGGUAUAUUCGAUCAACGAUAUAUCAGACUGUCUCUUAUGAUAGCAUUGACAUUAUAAAGUUGAUAUAACACUUCUCCAACAAGUAUCUCACAUGUUGAAUAUUAUAGCUCAUCAUCUUGAUUUAGCUUAAGCUGUGUAUUUGUAUUGAAAUACAAGAAAUACGUUAACUGUUACAAUACAAUUCUAAUUGAGAAAGAAGUUUGAAAUCAAUCUGUAACAAUGGGUACAGCAGCAAGUAUGCUGGAUAAAGUUGAAAGAAUUCAUCAGUUCGAAGAUCUGGAAGAACGAAUUCAAGAACUCAAACUCGCAAAGUCGAGCGAAGAAAAAAUAUUCCCAUUGGUUCGUUACAAUACAGAACAUUUCUACUUUUACAAACUUGCGGUACAGAGCUUGCUACUUUUGCACACCAACAACUACAAACGGUGCAGCGAAGUGCUGGCAAACCUACACUGCUGGUCUCUGAAGAAAGUUCCAGAAUCUGACGAGGUCGCUUCUUUGUUUGAAGAAUUUCUCAGCGAGAUUUCCUUCUGUAAUGUCGGAUUCAAGAAAUACAAAAGUCUGCUACAGACUUUUAAAAUUAAAAGUUUCGGAGAGGCUAAGAAGAUCGAACUCCCAGAAGACAAUAAAAAAAUUGUGCCUGCGGAGGUCCUAGAAGUUGUUCUCAAUCUCCGGCGUAUUUGGCUGUUGUUUUCUAGACCAGGCAAGAAGUUCGCCAAGCAGCUGGCGUCGUUUGGUGUGGUGUAUGAGCUGGCAAUGGAGAUUCGCAAGAUGCAGGCUAACGAUGAGAACCUAACACGGGAGGACCACGCCGCGACAGAAACAGCUUUUGGAAUUAUCCUGAACAUCGCCAAGAUGAAGGAGAAACCUAUAGCCAUGAAGGACUCCAAACUGUUGAACGCGUUAGACAAAAUUGUUGGCAAUCAGAGCGGUUACAUCCUGAACGUGAUGGCCCUAGUUAUCAUUGUACUCAGCACUGACGGCGCCAUGAAGCGACGUAUCCCACCCUGUGAGCACCAGAUAGACCCGCUCUUGUUGCUUACCAUGAGCGCCUUGAAGAACAACAACUAUACAGAAAACCCCACAGCAGCGGAUCUGAUCAAAACACUGGCAGCCCUAUGUAGCAUGACAUCCCUGUGGUCUAAACUUUCCAAAUCUAAACAAACGCUACACAAAAUAUGUCAGGAGGUCUUCACGAAAGCCAACGAACAAUUGAAGGACCAACAUCCGGACGUUCACGAGGCACUGACCGUCCAUACUUUAAUGGUCAUUAGGGAGAUGUUGAAAAACCUCGGGGAGAAGGAAAUCGCCAACUACACAAGCAAAAUUAAUGCAUGUGCAAGCGACAGCAAUGAAAAGAUUAAAAAAGUAGCCAAAGACGUUUUAUGGCAGUUGAAUAAAAAAAAUACAAAUUCAUUUGAAGGCGAUGAAAAUGUACCAAGAUUCAAUAGCCUACGAAAGAGACAUCAGCGUAGAAACUUGCAUGUGAUGAUCAGCUACUGCCACGCUGAGGCUGACUUUGCCAAGAAGCUGAAUAAGAAAUUAAAUGAAUAUGGCAUCAAGACGUGGAUAGAUGAGAAAGACAUCAGGAAACAAGGGUACUCAACUCUUGACGCUAUGGCUGAAGCGGUAGAGAACUCUGCUGUUGUACUCGUUUGUUGCUCCAGGAAUUAUCUGCAAAGUAGAAGUUGUCAGAUGGAGGCCGAGUACGCUCAUACCCAACACAUACCACUCAAGUUCCUGAUGGUCCAAGAAGGUUACAUGACUCCCACAGGAUGGCUGGGGAUUUUGCUGCGGGCUCACAUGUACUACAAUUUUACUCUUCCCCCCAAUUUUGAUGAGACUUUCGCAACGUUGGUGGAAAAGAUCAAGAAAGAAUGCAAGGACAAUCCAAUGAGUUCAGGAGCAACAAAAUGAGCCAAGGAUAUGGGUGCAUCAGAUGGGUGUUAUCACAGAUAAAACGGUUGUUAAAACAGAUUGUCAUUCUUAUUUUGUUUUAGAAAUCUUUUUGUAACUAGCAACUAAAAUAAACAUAUAAAAUAAACAUAAUAAACAUAA
Physella acuta is the source of this 2073-nucleotide messenger RNA. RefSeq lists its product as uncharacterized. The record is from RefSeq and is a predicted model, not a curated record. Gene Ontology annotation, biological process: signal transduction. NCBI's taxonomy places the organism in Eukaryota, Metazoa, Mollusca, Gastropoda, Physidae.